This is a messenger RNA of Cetraspora pellucida, 1932 nucleotides long. The record is from the annotation of a GenBank genome assembly. NCBI's taxonomy places the organism in Eukaryota, Fungi, Glomeromycota, Glomeromycetes, Diversisporales, Gigasporaceae.
AUGACAUCCAUGAGAAAUCGACCUCAGGCAGGCGACUAUAUAAAAGCUGUUAAAGGCGUAACGUUUUCUUAUGCGAUUGGAUUAAAUACUUUUCAAAAAGGAACACUCGGAGAUGCAGACAGUUAUAUAACAGGAACUUUACAUCUCAAUUAUGGUAAACCUCAACAAAUUAGGAGUGUUAGCCUUAAUUUUAAAGGUAUCGAAAGGACAAUUUGGCAUAAAUCUCAAGCUAGGUCAAAAGCCGUUUAUUCAGGUGAACAUACUAUCGUCGAUUUAUUAGAAGAAGUUUGGAAAACCGAAAGUUUGAAUGGUAUCAUGAAUUUAGAUAUUCCAUUUAAAAUCAAACUUCCUAAUAAUUUACCUGAUACAAUUGAAACAGAAAUUGGAUCAAUUGAUUAUGUUCUUCGUGCUGUUAUUCAUCGUAGAGGAAAUUUAGUAUUAUCAACUUCAACUCUAGUAGCUGAAGUUAAAUGUUCAUUAAAAAGAACUUUAAUUUUAAGUAGUUCUGAUAAUGUUCCUUACAAAUUACGUGGUGAAUCCAGAUCUGGUAUUGAUUAUCUUUUUAGUUUACCUCCGAAAAAGAAUUUUAAUCCUGGUGCUUACGUCUCUAUUCCUAUGAGAAUUCGCUUUUUAAAACCCGGUAUCAGUGUUGAAAAAAUUGAAAUUGCUAUAAAAACUUGUAUGGAUUUUAGAUGUAGUAUUCCAACUGAAACACGUCAUGCCAAAGAAAUUACUACAUCUUUAGUAAUUCCACGUCAGGAUCUUAGAUAUACAAAUCAAUCAGCUUCUGAUCAAUUUGAUAGUGAAUGUUCACAUACUAUUAAUUUAUUCGUUCCACGUAAUGUACAACCAACUUAUUCCGGUCGUUAUAUUAGCAUUAAUCAUCAACUUUGUAUAAAGUUUUGUUUAUGGGGUGCUGAUAACGAUUUUCAAGUAGAAGAAAGUAUAAGGGUUGCAAAUAUUUUUGAUCAACAACAAUCUUCUAGUGGUCAAUCUUCAUCUCAUUCCAAUGUUUCACCAACUUUACAAAGAUCUAAAUCUCUUGAAGAAAAUGUCGCAGAAGUUUAUGCUGAUGCUUAUGUUACUGAUGAUCGUGAAAUUGGAACUGCUGUAUAUUUAAAUCCAAGUGAUCGUGAUCAAAUUGAAAAAUCUUCUAAUUAUUCUGGUCAUUCUAGUCGUCCAUCACAAACUUCUUUAAAAAUUAUUACUGAUUCAGAUCCUAAAAUGUCUAAUGGUCAUAAUGGUCAUAAAACUAAUUAUAAUGAUUCAACAAAUGGUGAAGUAGGACGACCUAGAGUUUUAUAUAAUGCUUCAUCAGUGGAUGAUUUAAAUCAUUCUAUGGUAUCUUAUACUUCUGCGACUAGUAACAUAAUUCAUAAUUAUACUUCAAGUGAUGAUCAACUUUAUUCUUAUGGAUUUGACGAUGAGGAUGGUUCAACUUUAAGCCGUGAUGAUUUAUUACUUCAACAGAAAUUACAACGUAUGGCUAUAGCUCAACAACAACACCAACAACAUCAACAACAUCAACAACAACAUCAACAGCAUCAACAACAACAACAACAUCAACAGCAUCAACAACAACAACAACAUCAACAGCAUCAACAGCAUCAACAGCAUCAACAACAAAUUAUCUAUAGUCAAAAUCCUAUAUACGUGGCACCAAACUCACCUCCGGUUCGCCUUGCACCUCUUCCUGCAAUACCUAUUAACAUGAGACAGGGCAUGAUCUUAUCUUCUACCCCUCGUAUGCAGACUGGUCAAACCAUCAAGAAUCUUAAUGCUAGUGUUGGUAACAAUAAUUAUCCACCUCCUUACGAUACUGAACGUGGUCAACCCAUCGUUUAUGCCCAAAUGACACCACAACAAAUGCAUAUAGCAAGUUUACCACAUGUAAUAUACGACGCAUUAUUAGAAAUUAGCAUAAUUAGUUAA